Messenger RNA from Amoebophrya sp. A120, 3122 nucleotides. The record is from the annotation of a GenBank genome assembly. NCBI's taxonomy places the organism in Eukaryota, Dinophyceae, Syndiniales, Amoebophryaceae.
AUGAAACGCGUGGUCAUCUUUUUUGACAGCUGGAGCAACCCACAAACGGUGUUUUUUGCGCUCGUCCUGGAAAAGAUCCACAUUUUCGAUGAUGAAAAGGACCCGGAGAACGCACGGCCGAACGCUAAAGGGAUCAUCACCGGCCUGUACGACUGCUUGGAGAGAUGGGACGGAAUUGGCUUUGUGCACAAUGACAUGAAGCCGGAGAACGUGGGGUUUCCUCUCGACGGCGGAAAUGGAAUGACCAAACUUAUUUCUUUCUUUCUUUCCAAGUUCGAGCAAGGCGUCGAAACAUCAUGGGCCUCGUUUACAUCGCUGCGCGUUUAUGACUUCGGAAUGUCUACUAUUGUCGACAAGAACAACAAUUCCGGGACAGUCUUACUCGGAAAAAUUACCAAACUGAAAGCAGUUUUUCAUGCCCACUGCUGUAAUUACAAGGUUUCGCCUGUCUAACAUAAGGUGGGAGUGGGACUUUCACCUUCUAGCUGCCUUCUUCAAGUCGUGUAGCCGCACCACGACUAUGUAGUACUGAUGAAUGAAUAAACAGACACGCAGCCGGCCUAGGCCAAAAUAUGAAGUAAAAUUUAUUUGGCCUGGACCCGCUGCGUGUCUCUUUCUUUAUUCAUUCAGUACUACAUUACUACGUGAUGUAUGCGCGUGCCUUGCUGUACUAGUUCCGUCAGAUAUUGAUCCUCUGGCGAUCAAUUUCUCUUUUUCGAGCUGGUAUGAGACAUAGCCAGACAGAUAUAGGAGGUAAGAGCAGACAGUGAUCUUCUAUCGUAACACAAAAAAAUAUUAAAGCAGAACAAAAUCGAAACCUUGUUGUAUAGCUCUAGGUGCAGUGAAGGCUGUUGAUUUUGCCCUGAUAGUUUCAUCGUUCAACCAAGAUCUGGGCGCUUUCUUUCAUGGCACGCCUGGCUACGCGAAUCCGGAAAUGCUUGUGGCGCAUCUAUCGGCAUUGGCCAAUCGUCCAGCAUUUGAUUUUGAUCCUUCUCCUCGACUAGCUUUACCAGGCCAACCUGUUCAACGUGGUGCUGGUGUUUUGCAAAGCCAAAUCCGGACACAGCUCCGGGACAAGCAGCCUUCCUGCAACGCCAAAGCCAAUGAUGUGACGUACGGACCAGCCUUUGAUCUUCAUGGUUAUGUGGUUCAAUUCCCAAGUAGAAAAAAACGAGAAAACCGAAAAAAAAAUUUCAUUAUAUGGGCGCCGAAGUGGAGUCAACGGCGAAGAAUUCCAGUGAUAAGCCUGGGCAGGGCGCAGAGAGGAUCCUGGUGAAUAGCACGUUGCUCAAGGUGCUGCACCAGAAAGCGAGAGAGCAAAACGGGCGGAAAAAAAUAACUUGCAACACUUAUGAAAAGAAAUCGCAGAGCUCGUUCGUGUUGCACGAGCAAAAAAAGCCUCGGAAAAUUCCGGCGUGGCGCCACAGCCACAGGAACCACUGCCGCGUGGGCGAGGGUGUCCCAGCGGUGUCUGUGUGUUGGUGUUUUGUCUUAUCCCGCCGGGCCUCGAAAAAAAUCGGCCAGGGGACAGGGAGAGCGCAACCGAAAAAAAAGUCGCUUGCGCCGGGGCCAUUUUUUCGCUGGUGGGCACCCAGCUCGCGGAGCCGGGCAAAAAAAAAUCAGAAAAAAAAAAACGCUGCCGCGUGCGGGCGGCGGAAAAAACUGAAAAAACUAGGUGCGCAGGCGGGAAAAAAAACUGAGAAAACUGAAAAAACUAGGUCGCGGGAGCGCCCUUAAGAUUUCCUUCCCCAUAUGCGCUAUAUUUUUAAGCAGGCCGUGUUUUUCUAGUUUUUUCAGUUUUCUCAGUUUUUUUUGGCCGGGGAAAAAAUUUUAUCUGCGCUAUUUUUCUUCGCACCAGCGGGACCGUUUUUUUUUCCCGACCCAAAAAAGUAAAAAUUUUUGCGCGCCCGGACAUUUUUUUCCCAGAAUUCCGUCGCUCGUUUUUUUUUCGUUGUCGGGCCCGGUCCAGCCGGCACAGGCAGGAGAAAAUCCUGCGGCCAAGUGGCAAGCGAGAUUUUUUUGUGAAAAGGGAGCCCGGCUGACGGGCGAGAUAUCGCGAGGUCGUGGGUGUAGCCAAGUUGCCUCUUCGUGAUUUUUUUCGUUUUCUCGGCGAUCUGAAAAUGGGCGCACCUCCAUCGGACAACGCUUAGUGGGGGCUCGCCCCCACACACAGACCACGAAGUUGCAAGACGGAAGAAUGGUGGCGCGCAGUGGAGUAGUGCACGAAGUUGCAGAACGUCGAGAACCCCGGUCAGCUACAGAUGGCAGGCUGCGCCGUAGCCUGCAGCAACAGGCCUGCGAAUCAUUUUUUUUUUUUCGGUUUUCUCAGUUUUCUCGACUUGGAAUUUUUGGCCUCUUGAUCAUGGUGCGGCGCUGGCCUUGUUCGGGAUUCUCGGGGCCUUGCCAGGCGACAACGAAACGGAUCCUCCACAAGUGCCAGGCGACAACGAAACGGAUCCUCCACAAGUGAAAGUUGGCUUUCCACCGAAGCUCUUACAGGACGUCGUUCCGUGGGAAAUAUUUGCCGAAUCCCUUAAAGUUGAUGAAAACCAGCCCGAUUCGGCAUCGAAUUCUCGAACAAAUAAUCCUAGACUGUGGAGGCGCUACAGGCUGAUGGUGGGCCUUGCUGAGGAGCAAUUCGCAUUCGGGGCUCUUGGGGCUGGAACACGUACGCUGCAACCGAACAGAAGCUACCGGGACUCGUCGAAGCUUUUCCAGUACAAGCCAGAAACCGUGAAGCUGCUGCGGGACGCGACGGCGCUCACAGGAAUACACGACAAGGACUUGGUUGAGCUGCUGAUGAUUCCGAUUGAGGAAGCUGGAAAUCCAAGAACAACAUACACUCAGAUAUGGAUCGCAAAUAUGUCUGGGUCUGGAAGAUUGCCAGGUUUGUCAUGCAUAUUUUGCAUGGCUCGUGAUUGUCUGUAAUGCAUGGCCCAGCAUCGCAGAUGUUUAGAGGACUUUCUGAUGCCUGUUCCGCAUGAGAAAUGCCCUCCCCACGUAGUACAAAGUGGACUCCUUUCGCUGGUCAUGCAAUACAAAGCUUUUUACGGUCCAAAGACAGCAUCACAAGUUUGCAUCCUUCCAGACCCAGACAUAUUUGCAUUUCAUAUCAGAGAUGA